CGGCCGAUGGAAUAGGGCGAGCGGCGACGGCAGAAGCGGGCGACAGGCGGGGCGGAGCGGCUGGUCGGCAGAGCGGGGCGGGGCAGCGGCUGACGGCGGGCUAGGUCAGGUCCUCCUCCUCGUGUUUGCGGCUAGCUCGCUGGAUCUUCACGACCUCGUCCGGUGCACCGCGCCACUUGCAGGCGGUGGCGCCGCCUCGUCACCACCUCACCGGCAACGUGGUGUACAUCUGCCGCUCCAUGCCGCCCUCCAGCCACCUCAUCCGCGACCUCACCGUCGGCUUCUUCCACCAGACCCACGAGGACGACUCGUCUUCCUCGGUCGCACCGCCUCGGUUCGUCCCGUUGCCCUCGACCUCCUCCAGGUUCGGCGGCGGCGAGCUUGACAGGGUGUUUGACAACCCCGGCCUCUUCAAGAACUCCCGCCUCGUCGCAUCACGGAAAGGCCAGCUCGUCGUCGAGCUCCGCCGCCCUUAAGUGACAGGUUUCCCUAAGUGAUCGACGAACAAGCUGUGGAAACACAUGCGAACACGAGGAAACACGCUGAGUUUUGUGGUGCGAUGAAGCUGCACCUUUUCUGGUUUUCUUUCUCCCUUUCAUUAUGCAGGUGAGCGCAUUGGAUGCGUUCCCACGUCGCGGUACAAUCGCGUCCAUCCCCACGAUCCUAACAACGUGCUCACGCCUCCGAUCGCCAAGGCCCGGGCUCUACGCGUGCGCGCUGCUCACCGCCGACGAUCUCCAGGACUCCGCCGAUCCGCUCCCACCGGGUCCCGCCGCCUUCCGCCUGUUGGUCCUCUACAAGCGCCGUAGCUUCACGGCAUGCCGGUCCUACUCGUCGGACACCAAGGCCUGGAGCACCGAGCGCAAGCUAUCCGGCGGGACGGACCUCACCACGGGGGUGGGGCUAGCCACCGCCGCCGCCGGCAAUCCGAAGGACGAUGGGGGAGAUUCGCCGCCCUCCCCGCGAAGAAGGAGGCGCUGCGGGAGAAUGGCUGGCGCACCGCGACCUGACCCGCCGUCGGCCAUGUCCCGCCCCGCCCGUCGCCCGCCGCUCGCCCUGCUUCAUCGGCCGGAGAGAGAGAAGGGAUAGAGAGAAGAGG
Messenger RNA from Oryza sativa Japonica Group (Japanese rice), 1099 nucleotides. The record is from RefSeq and is a predicted model, not a curated record. NCBI's taxonomy places the organism in Eukaryota, Viridiplantae, Streptophyta, Magnoliopsida, Poales, Poaceae.